This is a messenger RNA of Oncorhynchus keta (chum salmon), 6750 nucleotides long. RefSeq names its product probable ribonuclease ZC3H12C. Bases 440 to 3094 code for a protein of 884 amino acids. Gene Ontology annotation, molecular function: metal ion binding; RNA endonuclease activity; mRNA binding. The transcript is spliced from 6 exons. NCBI's taxonomy places the organism in Eukaryota, Metazoa, Chordata, Actinopteri, Salmoniformes, Salmonidae. Gene Ontology annotation, cellular component: cytoplasmic ribonucleoprotein granule; nucleus. The record is from RefSeq and is a predicted model, not a curated record.
CCUUGGGACCAGACUGCAGCACUAUCAAAUCUAACAUGCGUUGAGUUGAGUUGAGUUGGGACCACUGUGCUACAAGGAAGCUUGUUUCACUUCACCUCCCUUUGGAUUUUUUGUCACUUUAUUUAUUCUCUGCUGGAUACAGAGAACCUGGAUUUUUAUGUACCAGUGUCAACAAGUCCAAACUUGGAGAAAACUUGACAAAGCUGAGACAGCCCCCCUGGCAUGCUGGAAGGUUUUCUGUAAGGAGCGAAUCUUUAGGAGUUCCUUCUGUCUUUGUAUUGCUGCUUGACUUUUUCCUUGGAGCCUGUGCCCUCUCCACCAGGCUUCCGUCCCAGGAUUGGUCAGAGAGCAGCCCAUCAGCAGCAGUGACAGUGGGGUUGUCCAGGGUCAUCUGAGGUCAGAGGUCCAGGGUCAGAAGCUGGAUGUAUAAGACGGCUUCAUGGGCCUGAAGGACCAUCUGGAGGAUGGAACAGGCCACAACCUCAAUCUGGGGCUGGAUUUGGACUACCUCCAUGUGGAAGGCACCGACCGCCAGGCCAGCUUGAGUGUCACAGCCGGCACUCACUCAGGAGUUUUGGAGGGGGAAGAAGCACCGGUGGGAGGCACCCAUAGCAGUGUCAGUAGUAGCAUCAUCAGCAGUAGUAGUAGUAGCAGUAACUCCUCUGAAGAAAGUGCUGCGUCGGACAGCGAAGAUGAGCGGGGGAUCCACCAUGGCACUGGUUCUGGCGCUGAGACCCCCCAUCCGCACCCCUGUCACCCUGCUGGACUGGGCCUGCCAAAAAGCCCCCCCCCUAGGGACCCCAAACUCCCCACCGACCCCCUCACAGAGUAUCGCUCCAAGAUGGAAUUUGCCCUGAAGCUGGGCUACUCUGAGGAGCUGGUUUUGCUGGUCCUGAGGAAGCUAGGGCCUGACGCCCUCAUCAACGACAUACUGGGAGAACUGGUCAAACUAGGCACCAGGACAGAGACGGAGGAGGAAGGGGAGUCUGCCGCCUCCCAGUCGUCCUCCUCCUCCUUAUCCUCCCCCUCUCUGGACUCCUCCAGACUGGACUGCUCCUCCCAGCUUCUGUUGGAUGACAAGGAGAACAUCAGGCCUGUGGUGGUGGAUGGGAGUAACGUAGCCAUGAGUCAUGGGAAUAAGGAAGUGUUCUCCUGUCACGGCAUCCAGCUGGCUGUUGAUUGGUUCUUGGAGCGUGGUCACCGUGACAUCACUGUGUUUGUGCCCGCCUGGAGAAAGGAACAGUCCAGACCGGACGCCCUCAUCACAGACCAGGAGAUAUUGCGUCGUCUGGAGAAAGACAAGAUCCUGGUGUUCACUCCGUCUCGUCGGGUCCAGGGUCGCCGAGUGGUCUGCUACGACGACCGCUUCAUCGUCAAGCUGGCCUACGAGUCCGACGGCAUCAUCGUCUCUAACGACAACUACCGGGACCUGGCCAAUGAGAAGACAGAGUGGAAGAAGUUCAUUGACGAGCGGCUGCUCAUGUACUCAUUCGUCAAUGACAAGUUCAUGCCUCCUGAUGAUCCUCUGGGUCGCCAUGGUCCCAGUCUGGAGAACUUCCUGAGGAAGAGACCAGUGAUCCCAGAACACAGGAAGCAGCCCUGCCCCUAUGGGAAGAAGUGCACUUACGGCCACAAGUGUAAAUUCUACCACCCUGAGAGAGGCAGUCAGCCCCAGCGCUCUGUGGCCGACGAGCUGCGUGCCAGUGCCAAGAACUCCUCUUCCUCCUCCAACUCUUCCUCCAAGAGCCUGGGCUCUGCUCCGCUGGUGAAGAGCCACAGCAUGUCCAGCAGCUCCAGUGCAGACGGGCUCCCAGAACCCCACCGAGCCGCCCCAAAGAGGCGGUCGGACCCCGGCCUGUGCACCCCCCCCUACAACGACCUCCUGGAGGAGCGGCUGGGCGGGAGGACCAAAUCAGAGGCCCGCAGAGGUAGUAGCAGCAGCAGUAGCAGCAGCUGUAGCAACAGCCUCCUGGUUCCUGCCUCUGGGGGUCCUCCUUCCAGCCAAGGCUUCUCUCUGCAGGAUUGGAGGGACCACAACGCAGGGAGGAACGGCUCCUGCAGAGCUCCAGGGCUGUUGGAGCUUGGUCACUCUGAGUCUUAUCCCACCUGUGAGUCCCCAAAGCUGGGCUACAACUCCCUAAUGAGGGCGUACUCCAGCCUAAACCUGGUGGUGCCACUGAUACCCGAGCGGCUGUUCCCAACUGACCUACGGACAGGCUUGCUGGCAUCUGACUGCAGCAGUGAGGGCAGCAUGAGCUCUGACUCCUUCUCUCCUGACCCCCUAUUGGAGGAUGGCCUCAAAUGCCACCACCCCCAUCACCACCACUGCUCCAGCCGCUACCCACACCACACCAACCACCCGCCCCCUGGUCUGACACUGCACCCACAUGGAGGCUCCCACCAUAGCUACCCCCUAUCUCAGAGCAUGGGGAGGACACAGGUUUUCAGCUUGGAGGAUCAUCCCUCCUCCCUUCACCACUUCAAGGCCCAUCUCACCUACCUUCCUCCCCAUCUUCAGCACCCAUCUGUGGGGAGCAGCUCUGGCUGUUCGGAGGACUACCCUCCCCAACCUCCACCCCAGACCUCCAGCCCCCACUGCCACUCUCACAGCUCAACUCUGGGGCAUAACCUGGGGGGCUCCACCUGGCAGGACAACAACAGCCUCCAGAACUCCCGGCUUUACGAGCACUCCCCUGUCCGCCCACGGAGGACCUACCCUGGGAUGGGACAGGAGCAGCGGCUGGCCAGCUGGGACUCCCACUACCAGCAGCUCCUCCAGCCCUGCUACGAGGCCUUCAACUUCCAGUCCCAGCCUGAGGGCCACGAACAACCCUGGCACUCUUCCUGGCCCAGGGGGACACACUCGCCCCAUCCUCAACCCCCUUCCUCCUCCCAUCCUCUACCCCACCCCUCCAUGGACCCCCAGCACCAGGGGGGAAGAUGCCAGGAUGUGAGGGAUAAAGUGUUUGUCAAUCUAUGUAACAUCUUUCCUCCAGAGCUGGUGAAGGUGGUGAUGGAGAGGAACCCCCAUGUGAUGGACGCCCAGCAGCUGGCUGCAGCCAUCCUGGCUGAGAAGUCCCAGGCUCGCUACUGAGUACUGACACUACUGUAGUAGAGGAAAGAUGUGACGUGCCCAACUCUAUAGUCCUCCCAAAACAUAUACGAUACAGGGGGAGAUUUUUUUAUUAUAUUUUUUAAGGAGAAUCCGAGCUACCUUAUUGUUGUCCGUUACUGUUGUGCGGUAUGAGACCACCACAAGCACUUAAGGUCAGGAUUGUUUAUGGUGUGUGGGUAGGAGUGAACAUGUGUGUCAGCAUUAUUUCAGGAGACUCUUUGAAUGGGAUGUGUUGCUUAAAUGUAUUUAUUUUGUAUGUUUUAAAUUAUUUUUAUUGUCUUUAUAUUUUGUUAUGGCACUUUUCGUUGCUUUUUUUAAUCAACAUUUUGCCAAUCAUAUCAUAAAAUCCUGAGGUGUUAACACGGGGGGAAUUCUGGGAUUCCAAAUCGAAGGUAUUGUUUGUUGUCAUAAACAUGUUACUUCCAAACAUUUCAAACUAAAAGACAAAGCAAAUUCAUAAAUCUAAGCUACACUGAUUUAGUUGCAUCCCUGUCAUUUGUUCAUUAACGAUUCAUAAAAGCAGGUGGUGAAUUGAAUAACGUUGUUGAAAUAAUUUGAUGAACUUCCCCUUUAUAGUGAAGAACUCCAGCUGUUAAAGGCCUGGUAAAGUCCAUGUGAAAACCCCAGAGCAUUGUUUACUCUCACAGACAGCAGCUAGUUCCUCUCUGGGGAAAGCUCUGAAGCUUACUUCACAGCUUGAGAGAUUGCGAUAUUGAUUUUCGCUUUCUUUUUUAACCACUUUUUUGCCCUCCAACAACCAUUCUGGACAUUGAAAUCAGAUGGUUCUUAAGGAUAUGCAAACUAGUGCAGGUGUUUAUCUUAACCUUUUUAUUUAAAUGUUUGAAUGUGUUAAUUUAUUAAUGUCCCUUUGUCCUUUUUGUUGUGUGAGAUUAUUUUAGUUGAAGGGGGUUUCUGUUGCUAGGGUUUCAUUACAAGGUGUCAGGUGUAACCAUCCAGACAGACAGACAGAUGGUGCUAUACUGUAACUGUCAAUGUACUUAACUCUGUGGACAAGGUCAUUCUAUACCUCCUGGCUUAGAAUCCAUUGUAAAGUUGCCACAAUCGCUCAGUGAAUAGGAAUAGUUAGGCAAUGACACCGUGUUGGGAAAUGCCUUGCUCACACACAGCAGGGACUACAUCUACCCGUUUACAAUCCAAAACACUGGACUUGUGUUGCCAAGGUAACCUGACCACAACAAACUUUAGUGGCCAAGAGAAUCCCUCUCCUCGUUGAUACAAAUUGUAUCCUAUUAACUUAAACCAGAUCAUUGUUUUAUAUGAGAAUAUGUAUACAAAAAGUAUUUUGAGAUUCAUGUGCCGUAAUUGGUCACAUUUGUUAAUGUUCUAAAAUAUAUUUUGGGAAAUGUUGUAUUGUGUUUUUAAGAAUUAUUUGGGAAAGAAAAGGCAUCAAAUGCAAUUUCUUCCAACUACUGUACUGUGAUUGGUGAUCAACAGACACAGGACUGAAAAUAUUGGUUGUUUUAUUAUCAUUCGUCUGAAAGUGUGUUUUCUCGUUGGCUGGUCACAAUCUAACUCAGGUCACAGUCAUGUGAAUGUGACUGUGGGGUUCAGCUUUAUGGGGAAGCAGAGAAUUUUUUCUUCCCCAUCAGCCCCUAUUGAUGGUCAUGAUCUUUCACUUAACAUGUUUUUGUACCGUGGUUCUCAGCUCUCUCAAUAAACUAAGCCUAUCCCUUCAGAGGAUCAGUGGAACACUGCUGACUUGACAAAGACAAUACUUCCUCUCUGGAACCAGUUUCUUAACAUGACAACAACCAAAAGGUUCAAAUAUGUUAUUGUUGUUUUUUUACAUAUAAGAAACCAUGUCCAUUCACACAGUAGUAUUACAUGGCAAGUCACUGAAUAGCAGUGUUCUUUUCUGGUCCCCUGAGUUGGUUGGCAUAUUAGCUUUGAGCUGAGCGAGCAUGUGACAUUGUGGCCGAAUAAAACCGCCACCCAAGACUUGACGUCUAGCACCUUUCUAAAAAAAGAGCCUUCUCAGUAGCUGCAGGGCACUGUGUGCCAGUGUGUGUGCCGGGGUGUGCCAGUGUGUGCCGGUGUGUGCCGGUGUGUGCCAGUGUGUGUGCCAGUGUGUGCCGGUGUGUGCCAGUGUGUGUGCCGGUGUGUGCCAGUGUGUGUGCCGGUGUGUGCCAGUGUGUGUGCCAGUGUGUGCCAGUGUGUGUGCCAGUGUGUAUGUGCCAGUGUGUGCCAGUGUGUGUGCCGGUGUGUGCCAGUGUGUGUGCCGGUGUGUGCCAGUGUGUGUGCCGGGGUGUGCCAGUGUGUGCCGGUGUGUGCCAGCCAGUGUGUGUGCCAGUGUGUGUGCCGGUGUGUGCCGGCAUGUGCCGGUGUGUGCCAGUGUGUGUGCCGGUGUGUGCCAGUGUGUGUGCCAGUGUGUGUGCCAGUGUAUGCCGGGGUAUUCCAGUGUGUGCCAGUGUGUGCCGGGGUGUGCCAGUGUGUGCCGGGGUGUGCCGGUGUGUGCCAGUGUGUGUGCCAGUGUGUGUGCCGGUGUGUGCCGGUGUGUGCCAGUGUGUGCCAGUGUGUGUGCCAGUGUGUGCUGGUGUGUGCCAGUGUGUGCCGGGGUGUGCCAGUGUGUGCCGGGGUGUGCCAGUGUGUGCCGGGGUAUGCCAGUGUGUGCCGGGUUGUGCCAGUGUGUGCCGGGGUGUGCCAGUGUGUGCCGGGGUGUGCCAGUGUGUGCCAGUGUGUGCCAGUGUGUGCCGGGGUGUGCCAGUGUGUGCCGGGGUGUGGGCAGAGUAGUAAAUGCCUCUACUUUUUCAAACACAUCCGAUGAUAGUCUGAACCAUGUUCAGUUAAACAUUUAUUUUUCCAUGUCCUGAUUUUUUAAAGAGGUGAUAUUGGAAUUAUAUGUGAUGUAUUUUUUUAAUCAGCAUUAAGACAUUUUAGGGAAAUUGUUUGGGUGGUUUUCCUCACCGUCUCUGGAUAUAGGCUGUACGGGACCGUUCACCUUUUGUAUAAUAAUCACGUUUGAUGGCGUGAGGUUCAGUUUGAAGACAGUGUAUGUACAUGUGCUGGGUUUUGGAUACAGUACUGGGUUGAAUCUCUUCCACCAUGGCCAUUUUUUGGUCAUUUUGGAAUGUGGAUAGUAAUUGGUUUUAUGUCAUUGGUCUGACUGGUUGACUUCUAAUUCUAUUUGACUGCUAACUGUUUGUUUAAUUUCGCCAGUCUGCAUCCAGGGCCUAAAAUUCAAGCAAAACAAAUAGAUUUUAACGUGUCAAACUUUCCAAUGUCAAGUAUAAUUUAUUUUCAUAUUCAUCACUGCUGUGCUUUAAAUCCAACCAUUUGUGCUACAAUAAAACUGUUAAAUAUAAAUGUCUUAAAAAUGAUUGUUUAAAAAAAAAAAAGAUCCACAAAAAUAAGGUUGGGAUUCGGGUAUUCUGUCAGGGACCAAAGCAAUUGGCAAAAUAAUUGAGAGUUAACUUAUGUUUCUGAAUUAUGAUGCUGCUUUCUUCACAGGUCAACAUGGGUCAUUUCAAGCCAAAAUAGAAUCUGGAGAAUGGAGAACAAGAACUGUGGCCUGAUGUGAUGUUGAUGUUUUGCCUUGGUGACUGUACUGUAUGUGAAUGGGAGAACACAUGUUGCAACAAUGAGCUUUAGGUACUGGAACCCCAGAGCAUGUGACU